Sciurus carolinensis (gray squirrel) is the source of this 652-nucleotide messenger RNA. RefSeq names its product thymosin beta 15C (gene Tmsb15c). The transcript has 3 exons. Bases 119 to 256 code for a protein of 45 amino acids. Gene Ontology annotation, cellular component: cytoplasm. The record is from RefSeq and is a predicted model, not a curated record. Gene Ontology annotation, molecular function: actin monomer binding. NCBI's taxonomy places the organism in Eukaryota, Metazoa, Chordata, Mammalia, Rodentia, Sciuridae. Gene Ontology annotation, biological process: actin filament organization; regulation of cell migration.
UAGACGUAUAAGUGCCUGGUUCUGCGCGGGAACGCCAACCUGGUCCAGAGUGAACGCGGCGGCAGUUAACAGACAGCGGCACGCUAGACUCAAGCCUUCAGUCUUUCUUUUAGUCAAGAUGAGUGAUAAACCAGACUUGUCCGAAGUGGAAAAGUUUGACAAAUCAAAACUGAAGAAAACUAAUACUGAAGAAAAAAAUACCCUUCCCUCAAAGGAAACUAUCCAGCAGGAGAAAGAAUGUGUCCAGACAUCAUAAAAUGGGGAUCUCCUCCCAAGAGCAAAUUUCAAUGUUGCUGGAGAGUCUUAGUUUUAGGCUUGUUUUUUGUAAACCUGUGUGUUUGUAGAAGUUUUCAGCACCUAUGGCUUCUCACCUGUACUCCCUGGAUAAAAGAUCGACACUAGUUAAUGUUCCCUUAAAUUUAUUUUUAAACUUCUCAUUGGUAUAUAAAUAAAUUACAGAUGACAGAUGCUAUGAAUAAUCUCACCAUUGAUUAUCUUUGUGUGUGUAAUCUUUGCAACCCCUAUAAGGCAAACCAAUUUUAACUUAGAAUGGGCACCACCAUUGCUUCUUAAUCUUCAUGAAGUUACAUGCCUUUGUAGCUUCUUACAGUUUAUUUUCAUUUCUAAUGUAUCAAUAAAAUAAUAAAUACAA